GGAACUCGUUUGCAUAAAAAUCAAGCCAGAGCAACGACGUCAAGCCAACACCAUGCACGGUCUCAGAAUGCUGUUGGUGCAGCACGAGGAUGCUCCAGAUCAGCUCCGACAAGUAACUUGGCCACCGCGCUCACAGAUCCAGCAACGAGCUUCUUCAAGGAAGUGGAGAAGGACAAAAAGUGG
Messenger RNA from Amoebophrya sp. A25, 183 nucleotides. NCBI's taxonomy places the organism in Eukaryota, Dinophyceae, Syndiniales, Amoebophryaceae. The record is from the annotation of a GenBank genome assembly.